Cydia fagiglandana is the source of this 975-nucleotide messenger RNA. RefSeq lists its product as uncharacterized. NCBI's taxonomy places the organism in Eukaryota, Metazoa, Arthropoda, Insecta, Lepidoptera, Tortricidae. The record is from RefSeq and is a predicted model, not a curated record. The transcript has a single exon. Bases 1 to 975 code for a protein of 324 amino acids. Gene Ontology annotation, biological process: DNA integration. Gene Ontology annotation, molecular function: nucleic acid binding.
AUGAAAGCUAGGCUUAGAGCUAAAGUAUGGUGGCCCAGGUACGACAAGGACGUUGAGAGACUGGUGAAGUCGUGUAAAGGAUGCACACUUGUUUCAGCACCAAAUCCCCCAAAUCCGAUCAAGAGAAGGGAAUUGCCAACACACCCCUGGGUUGAUAUUGCAAUUGAUCUCUUAGGUCCUUUGCCGUCUGGGGAUUACCUUCUGGUAGUAAUCGACUACUAUUCGCGGUAUAAAGAAAUAAAGGCUUGCCGCGAUAUAUCAAGCAAGGCUAUGAUAGCUAUAUUGAAGGAAAUGUUUAGUCGACUAGGAUGUCCAAUCACGAUUACGGCGGACAACGGUAAACAGUUCGUUAGCCAGGAAUUCAGAGAUUUUUGCCAAAAUAAUGACAUCCAUUUGUUCAACACUAUCCCUUAUUGGCCCCAGCAAAAUGGAGAGGUGGAACGCCAGAACAGAGACAUUAUUAAACGUUUAAAGAUAAGUCAAAUUGACAAAAAGAACUGGAAAGAUUCGCUUUUGGAAUAUCUGACUAUGUAUAAUAGUACUCCCCAUACGACUACGGGAAAGACGCCAGCGGAAUUAUUUUUCCAACGGAAAUUUAGAGACAAGAUACCGAUGAUAGAUACGUUUGAAUAUAAUUAUAAAGACCAAGAUAUGGACGUCAGAGACAGGGACAGAGAGCAAAAAGAAAAAGGAAAAGAAUACGCGAACAAGAAGAGAAGAGUUGAGGAUGGAAACAUAAAAGUAGGGGAUGAGGUUUAUGUUAAAAAUAUGAAUAAGACAAAUAAGUUAGCUCCAAAUUAUGAGCCAACCCGUCACACUGUAGUAUCUUCUAAAGGCGGAGAUGUAAACAUUGAAAAUAACGAAACUGGACAAAGACUGAGAAGAAACAUGAUGCAUUUAAAAAAGGUCGAAGGACAAUGGAAAAUCUUGGACGAAGAGAUGACAGAGACGAAUGGUGGCGAAUCAGAUAAUUAA